AUGACUGCAAAAGGGCAAAAAUGUCCACUCAUAGAGAAGUCGAGUGUAUAUAGUGAAAACGAUUUACAUUCACCAAGUUAUGUGAGUCUUUCUUUGAUUCUAAAGGGAGAUGGUUUUGGCCCUGGAGAGUGGAAUUUUCUAACUUUAUUUAAUGGCCAGGUUAUUCAUGAAACUAAAUGGCAUAAAAAUGUAACACUACAAUCAGAGCUAUCUGUCGAUUUAAACCGAUCAUACAGUCAAAGCAUAUUAGCUGAUAAACCAUUAAUUUUUCUUGUUCGAAUUGUUGGUUUAAAAGGAACCAAAGAUCCAGAUCCUCUGGUCUGUGCCGACAACCACGCUGGAGCAACUUUCGAUUUGUUUCCAUUGGUUUUAGGCGAAAAAGAAUUAUUUACAAAAGUUCGACUAGUUAAUAUAAAUACCGGCUUAUCAACAGUUUGUGCAGUGGAAGUAUCUGCAAAGAUCGAGGGUGGAGUUGAACGUGAUAAAAUUCCUUUAAUUCUUACUAUGAUAUCUGGUCAUUGUUUUCCGACGACCAAAGAAGGAACAGUUUAUUUAAGUGCGAUAGCAUUAAAUGAUAUUCAAAGCCCACAAGCGGCGAAAUUUGGUAUGUCCUUAAGUAACUCGAAUGCUAAAAAGGUAGUGUGGGCAUCUGCGUGUAACGGUGGUUUAGCUGCAAAUACUGCAUUUAAUGUUCCUUCAGAAGAUAAAUUUGUAGCAGAUGAUUUUGAACUCAUGGAAACUGAUGCUUGUACUUCAGUUUAUUGGAAUUCUAUGACGCGUGUGCUUGUCGACUCAACCAACUUACGCGAGAGACUUAAGGCACCGUUCCUGAUCGAAAUUGCAGGUGUACCUAAAGUUGGAAAAAUUGACGUAAGAGGUCGAUAUAUGGCUUUUGUGGAUGCGGGUGUACUAUUGGAACCUGGGCAAUUCGGUGUUACAACCUGCGCGAGACUUUUAUUUUACAGUGAAUCUAAUUUGCCCGAAGGCACUGGAGCUUUGUUAGAGCUACCUCCAGCUAGUGCUAAACCCGUAAGCGCUCGAGAGUCAAAUUUUGUGUCCGAUGAUUCUGGAAAUGCUGCAUAUAUUGUUAUAAGAUUUGAUUUGUUUGACUCUUUAAGUGCUAAAGCUAAAAUGUCGUCGCUUUUUGAAGUCUUAGGCUUUCCCCCUCCUGAUGGUUUUGCUGCACCCACGAAUGAGUUAUACGUAGAAUCCGUUCCUGAUGAUACUCCACUGGACGUUAGACGCAUACGGAAAGAGGCUGGUGCUCUGGCUGUACAUAAAGAAUUAAGUGGUCUAUCAUGUAGAGGUAAAGUACAGAUGAACCAAAGCAUUAAGCGAACAGCAGCUAAUCGUCUUCUUACAAGAACGAGGGCUCUUGUUAAACAAUUUCCGCCAGGGGAAUGUUCUUUUCUUGAAUGGCAAGACACCGUCACUGCCCAACACGCAGCUGUCCGAGGUGCGGUAACAUCGUCAUUUGCGCCGCAACCACCACCUCCACGUUCUACGUCACGUAUUGCAGCUGUAAGAAAUCGUUUAGCUGGUGAUAUAAGAAUAGCAGAAGAACAUAUAGAGAAUAAUUUAGCAGCUGUUCCACAUCAUCCAAGGGUUUUGCUUUCAAAGUGUCUACGUUGCUUGGAAAUAAAAAACGAUUCCGAAGCUCGAACCUAUCUCCUGCGAGCUCUAAGUGCACAAACUAGAAAUAGAUACUUGUUAUGGACAUUUGGGGGUUCAGAGUUUUAUAAAGAAGAAUCUUAUGAGAUAGCGUCUGCAGCUUUUCGCGUUGCUGUUAAGGGCGAUACGUCAGAUGGUACUACAGGUGCUGUGGGCUGGGCGGCCUUGCACGCUUUACACCAUUACAAUCAGAAUAGUUACGCAGCUUUUGUAGCGGCACGGAAAAUGCGAAAGGCAUACGAGGUAUCCAAGGAAUGGAAAAAAUUCCUACAACGAUGGGUCGAAACAAGCGGUGAAGAGGAAACUUUUUGGAUACCUGCCAUAAUCGACAUCAAAAACCCUAUGUUGGUCGCCGCAGCAUUUUUUCUUUGUUUGAGAUGCUACAAAUUUAGUGAAAGACUUAUUCAAUGUGUCGAAGAUGGCUGUGUAGUCCGAGGUUCUCGGUAUGAUCUCAAGAAUGAGCCUACCGUUGACAUGUUCUAUAUAAGAGCUGCGUCACUUAUAUUACAACGCGAAUUAGAAAAAGCAUUAGAACUUAUAGAGCAAGGGAUAAAGCAGUACGGUCCAUCUGCACAAAUGUCUCAAAUACGAGCAGUUUGUUUGACGUGCUUGCGAGGAUGGGAUGGAUCAUGUGAUACUGCGCUUUUAGAAGCUGAUCGUGCAGGGGCGCAAACCUUGCCGUUGUUGCUUCAGCGAGGAGCCUUAGGUUUACUCAAAAGCGAUCCGAGAGUGGCAUUGCAGCGUGCUGCAAGGGCCCAUAAAGUUGCGCCGUCGCCUCAUUCAGCAUUAGUUAUCAGUCGUAUAUAUGCAAAGACGGGGAAAGAGAAAUUAGCCGAAAGGUGGGCUGCUGCGGCAGUGGAGACAGAACCUUUGCUAGCAGAUGGAUGGGCUGUAUUAGCAAUUCUUGCAAUGACGAACCGUAAUAUUGAUAAAGCCCGGGCAAUGCUUCGUACGGCGCAACAAGCUGGUCCAAUUAGUGCUGAAAUUAAAGAAGAAUUGAGGAGAGUAAUUAAAGUCGUCCCAAUCGAGACGUUGCCAGAUGCACUGGUAAAAGAUUUAUGUCUAUGCGAAUAUUAUUAA
Pararge aegeria (speckled wood butterfly) is the source of this 2751-nucleotide messenger RNA. RefSeq lists its product as uncharacterized. The transcript has a single exon. The coding region runs from base 1 to 2751 and encodes 916 amino acids. NCBI's taxonomy places the organism in Eukaryota, Metazoa, Arthropoda, Insecta, Lepidoptera, Nymphalidae. Gene Ontology annotation, molecular function: protein binding. The record is from RefSeq and is a predicted model, not a curated record.